Molecule: messenger RNA, 1041 nt
Organism: Plenodomus lingam JN3
Lineage: Eukaryota; Fungi; Ascomycota; Dothideomycetes; Pleosporales; Leptosphaeriaceae
Source: RefSeq, a predicted model, not a curated record
AUGCAGCGGCGGGCAAUGGGAACUACCGUGCUCGUGGGGGGGGCCCCUGGUGCUUGGUCGCAGGGGUGUGAAGUGGUGAAGGGGGGAGGGAGUGCUAAACUUGUCCAGACUGCAGGGGCAAAAAAGAGGAAAGAAAAGAAAGAAAAAAAAACACCGCCCUGGCAGCUGGAAGGUGGUCGUCGCCUGUCGCACACACAACACCGCUCACCCAGCGCGUUCGAGGGCAGAAAUCUUCAGCAUAGAAGAGGCAUCCAAAGUUUGCCAGUCAUACCAUCCCCCGAACGGGCGGCUGCGUUCGUUUGCAUCGUUGGAUCGUUGGAUCGUUGGAUCGCGGGAAGAGCAAGGCGGAGAGUCACAGCUGCCGCCCGUUGGGGAGGCAUCGUAGACGCACAAACAGCCGAAUGGGCCGUGGUCGUGACCAUGGUUCAGGCCAGGCCCAUGGCCACUCGCGAGUCAGUCCUCUCAAGACUCUGUCCUUUGUCUUUCCCGUCUGGUCGAUGCGGCCUGAUGGGCCUGGUUACGAUACGGUUACAUGCUCUAGAGUACUCCAGCGUUGUAACUGGGUACAGUAAUCUGUACUCUGAUAGAGUGCUGUGCUGCCAUCUAUCGUACUUGGAUCCAAACAGCUCAGCCGCCGUAGAAGCUUUGCUAUCCCCUUUGGACAACCCUUCCCUACUCAGUACGGUGCUAUACUGUACUACUGUAUCUAGUACAGUAUGUAGGGUGACAGCGCCCCCAGUGCCACCGGGCGGGUCUUCUAGAAUGCCCCUCCCCCUUCCCUUCCAGAAACGCACGACAGUAGUCUCCCAUGACGAAUACGUACAUAAUAGGCACAUUUUGUAUUACCAUGCUGGACAUGGAAUACGACGACACCAAGUCGUCAGGAGCAGGCUUGCCGAGGAGAAGAGCCAAGUGGCAAGCCUAUUCUGGAUCAUCAGAUCAUCAUUCUUAUUCGACCUCCGCUCACAAACGCCAACGGCCGGGUUGGGCAUGAAGAGGAAUCCCGUCAUCUGCCGUGCACCUGCAUCGCUGAAUCGCUGA